Molecule: messenger RNA, 2358 nt
Organism: Ustilaginoidea virens
Lineage: Eukaryota; Fungi; Ascomycota; Sordariomycetes; Hypocreales; Clavicipitaceae
Exons: 3
Coding region: 1-2358 (785 amino acids)
Biological process (GO): tRNA processing
Molecular function (GO): metal ion binding; tRNA dihydrouridine synthase activity; RNA binding
Source: RefSeq, a predicted model, not a curated record
AUGACUGACAAUCUUGACGAAAAUGCGACUGGGCAGGAGCCACUUCCUGCCCCUCAGCCAGGGAGCGGUCCCAAGGCUCUGGCCAAGGCUUACAACAAGUUCAACGCUCCUCUGCCAGCAGACCUUGCUAGCGCUGUGUCUCGCAUUGACAACGGAGGUUUGAGCGUCGAGGAGAGAGCUGCAAAGAGACUUAAGACGGACAAUGCGCUUGAAUCCACGAAUGCAAGCAAAGGUGACAAGGGCGGUGAGGAGGCGGAGCAAACCAACGGUACUGGCGAAAGUAAAGCUGCAGCCGGCGUUGACGGGCAAAGCGACCGCCGUGCCGGACUGGCAGCCAUCAAGAAGGAAUUUAUCGUUGAUGUGUCCACCCUGAAGAACCCAAAUGCUGAAGUCUUGGACGACGAUGCAGCAGAAGGUCGGGUAGGUGGUGAUGCAAGAGACGCUAGAGAUGGUGGUGGCAGAGGCAAAAAGGGCAAGAAGGAAAAGAGGAAGAAGGGUCAGAAUACCGAGCGCAGCUUCGGCAGCUCCCGCGACUCCAUCCAGCUCUGCAACAGCCGCGCCUUAUACUCGGAAUUCUCCCCCCAUGACUGCAAGUUUGGUGACAAGUGCCGCAUGUCACACGAUUUGCGUAAGUAUCUGGAGGAGGGACGGCGAGAAGAUGUCGAGACCUUUGACGGAAGAUGCCCAGUCUUUGAACAGUACGGCGUCUGCUUCUCUGGUUGGAAGUGCAGAUUCGUCAAGAGUCACAUGAAGGAGAUGGAGCACGAGGACGGCCGGAAAGAACUUACUCUCAUCGAUAGAUCCAAAGACGAAGAGUUUGCGGGACAUGAUGGAUCCAAGAAGGUUCAGGUGUCAUCUGGAGACGAAACAGACGAGCGCCGUCCCGGGGUUUACAACAAUGUUGACAUGACCAUCAAGAUUGAGAUGAACCGUAAGCGCCUCGACUUUGCCAAGGCAGACGAGUACAUCAAGUGGAUGAACGACGAAUCAAGUCUCAACCAAGAAUUUCAUCACCGUCGCAAGGGUCAGUCUAACGAGGGCAUCGAAGACCUUCGCGCGCGCUAUGUCGACCCCCCAUUCAAGCCGUCUGAAAAGCGCCGCUUGUAUUUUGGUGCAGAGACGCCUACGCUGGCCCCUCUUACAACCCAGGGCAACUUGCCAUUCCGCCGCCUUUGCGUCGAGCUGGGCUGCGAGCUCACCUAUUCUGAAAUGGCUAUGGGAAUGCCCUUGCUUCAAGGCUCCAAAUCCGACUGGACGUUGCUUAAAGCGCACGAAUCAGAAAUUGCUCCCCCAGCCUUCAAGCCUGGCAAAAACAGCUUUGUCUUUGAUAAAUACGACCAUUCACGAGAUGUCAGAUUCGGUGCCCAAAUCUCGGCCAACCAGCCGUGGAUAGCCACAAAGGCUGCCGACGUCCUGAACCGCUUCUGCCCCCACCUCCGUGUCAUUGACCUGAACUGCGGCUGUCCCAUUGACAUGGUGUUUAAAACUGGUGGCGGCUCGGCACUGCUCGAGUCUCAAGGGAAACUCGAGCGCAUGAUCCGCGGCAUGAACGCCAUGUCGGGAGAGAUUCCCAUCACGGCCAAGAUACGAACUGGCGUGAAGAGUUCUCGACCGACCGCCCCAGCCGUCAUUGGAAAGCUUGCAUUUGGUUCGCGCGAGCACCGCGAACGCCUCGGUGCCCCUGGCUGUGCGGCCAUAACCCUCCACGGGCGCAGCCGAGAGCAGCGGUACAGCAAGCGCGCUGACUGGAGCUAUAUCAGCGAAUGCGCUGCUCUGAUCAAGACCUACAACAACCAAAAGGACGCUCUGACAGAUACUAUAGCGGAACCGGAUGCCAGCACUUUACCCAACGCCAAGGACGGCCGCCUCUACUUCCUCGGCAACGGCGACUGCUAUUCACACGUCGAAUACCAAGAGCACAUUGAACAGGCACGCGUCGACACGGUCAUGAUUGGUCGCGGGGCUCUGAUCAAACCUUGGCUCUUUGAGGAAAUCGAGAAAGGUCAGUACCUCGACAAGUCCGCCUCUGAGAGAUUGACCUAUGUCGAGAAGUUUGUGCGGUACGGCCUCGACGCAUGGGGCUCAGACGAGCUGGGCAUCGGCUUCACCCGGCGCUUCCUCCUCGAGUGGCUCAGUUUUGCCUAUCGCUAUAUCCCCAUUGGCCUGCUCGAAUACCUUCCGCCCAGCUUGAAUGACCGUCCCCCAGCCUACGUCGGCAGAAACGAUCUCGAGACCUUGAUGGCAAGCGGCAACUACAAGGACUGGAUAAAGAUUACGGAAAUGUUUUUAGGUCCCGUUCAUCCGGGGUUCGAGUUCCAGCCUAAACACAGAUCGAAUGCUUACGAAGCAGAAGGGUAG